CAUAGGCUGUGCAUUCACAGCGGCCGCUACAACUGAAUCGCAUCCCUUCCACGUGGACCUCACAAUCGCGACAGGGUACCACGCACGCGUUCAAGGAUGCAAAGUGAAGAUCGUCAGACUUCCCCCCGAUCCAAGCCCGAACGAUCUAAUUGCGAUAAACACUCAUCCAAGAUUUGCUUUCCAACCAAGCCAAAACAAACUUUCACGCCCUCCAGCAAAUCCGGUGAAUCAAACUAAUAAACAAACUUUGGAAAAAACCCCUCCAAAAGCAGCCUAGAAGCACGAAAACGAUACAAUGUACUCUCCCUCAGCAACCAUCACAAACCGUCCACUCGCCCAAAACCCACAAUUUGAUAUUUUCUCACCGACGAUCCAGACCGGAAGGGGAAACGGUCGCUCGCCAACCCCUCGACCAGCGCGCCGAAUACAUCCCGCCCAAGUACCAAACUUGGCAAGCCCGCUUUUUUUUUUACCCAACUCGACUGCAACCACGCUCCUUCGCAGUUGCCCCUCCUUACCGCAUGUAGCCCGACGCACAGGACAAGAAAACAAGUUUGGCAAGGCCAUGCGCCGAAACAGAAACAGGAACACUGAAAUGCACGGAUUAGGUUUAGAAGGGGGAAGGAUAAAAACGGGUAGCCCGUGCCGCACGGCUGCUGCGGUUCUUCUUUUGCCUGGUUUGGGGCAUAGUCGCCGACGAAAAAGGAUGGGACGGGACGAAACAGCGAUGAGGGGGAGGGGAAUGGGAUCGAGAUCAACGGUUGUGGUAGUCAUUGACGUGUGCACGCUAGACGGUCAAACGCUGUCGUUGGGGGUUUUUUUUUGUUUCGCUGUGGCUAGCUGACUAGCUGGGCUGGCUAGCUGGUACUGUAGUCGUUGUUGUGUGGUAGUUGUGUGGUACGGAACUGGACGGACGGGCGCGCCGUCUGUUUCUGCCUGCUUGCUGGAAUCAAGUCCGCGUCGUGCCCACUUUCCCAGAGACAGCGUGACGGUAUUCCAUGGU
Cucurbitaria berberidis CBS 394.84 is the source of this 1003-nucleotide messenger RNA. RefSeq lists its product as uncharacterized. NCBI's taxonomy places the organism in Eukaryota, Fungi, Ascomycota, Dothideomycetes, Pleosporales, Cucurbitariaceae. The record is from RefSeq and is a predicted model, not a curated record. The transcript has a single exon. The coding region runs from base 296 to 844 and encodes 182 amino acids.